AUGCUUGAAAAAGUUGGCUUUCAAGAAACGAUCAUAGUUGUCCUAGACGAAGAUAAAUCGAAUAUCUUAAAUGCUUUAGAGAAAUGUCCUCUGAAAAUAAAAUAUGAAUUAUUAGUUAUACCCUCUGAAGAAGAUUGGGGCACAGCAAAUUCCCUAAAAAAUAUUAGCCACCGUGUAACUACAGACCUUGUGAUUGUAUCAGGAGAUCUUAUUACUAAUGUAAAUCUCAAUGAAGUACUAAAUUUGUACAGGAAACAUGAUGCUGCACUGGCAACCCUUUUUUUUAACAAUGGUCCUGAAGAGUGGAUAGAGCUGCCAGGGCUCCCAAACCAUGGAUAUGAAAGUAAAAUAAGAAAAAUGUCUGCAUACAAUGACCAUACACUUGGGAACAAAGCUGUUUAUUGUAAUGACCUUCUGCGUUGUUAUGCUCACAUACCGGACAAAACCACCUUUGGCAUCCGGGUUAACACUCUAUCCUCCUUUUGUUUAUCUAAUAAGAAGAUAAUGACCAAAUGGGAAGAGCUAACUGGAUUGCCUCUUACAGACAGAAUUCAUGCAAACAGUGAAGUAAAGACAAAGCAAAUUGAUGAAAUGUGCAUUGUUGGAGAGAAAACCUUAAUCAGUGAAAGAACUUCAAUAAAGAGUUCAUUCAUUGGUGCUAACUGCACUAUUGAGAAUAAAGUGAGAUUGACCAACUGCAUUUUGAUGAAUAAUGUUACAGUUAAAGAAGGAUGUGUGCUUCAAGAUUGCAUCGUGUACACUGGAGCAACUCUGAACACCGGCUGCUCAUUUCAGUAUUGCCUCAUUGGUCCCCACCAUCUAGUUCCUGCCUCCUCUUCAGGCGUACAUCAAUUGUAUGCUGAAACAACUGACAAUGUUAUAACACUUGGA
Molecule: messenger RNA, 891 nt
Organism: Iphiclides podalirius (scarce swallowtail)
Lineage: Eukaryota; Metazoa; Arthropoda; Insecta; Lepidoptera; Papilionidae
Source: the annotation of a GenBank genome assembly